AUGAGUGAAGACGGGCAGUCCACUAAUUCAAAAACCGAUGACAUCAAGAAUACUGAUACCAAUAAAACUCGUUCGCCCGAAAGGCGCUCGCGACCGCGCCCAUCAAGGUCUUCCUCAUUGGACUCCUCUUACGAAAUUGUUCCAUCCACUGGCACCGAAUUGAGUGACGAAGGUCUAACCAAGCCUUUAGCUGGUAAACCUUCUCCCUACAAAAGAAAUCAUCACUCUCGCCAUGGUUCUUUACAUAGCUUUGCUGAAUCAAUACCUUCUUCUCCGUUAAAACAUGAAUUGACCUUAAACACUUCUCCCACUCAAAUUGAUGAAGGUGACGAUUAUGAAUCCAUUCCCUCGCCUGCUCAUACCGAAUCCAACGAAGACCGCAAUGAUGACGAUAAAGAUAACGAGGUCGAUAGAUUGGGAGACUUGAAUCUGCAUCAGUUUGGUUUUCCGACAAACUUCCGUCUUUUGUACGUCGGCUAUGCCGCUAAUGAACAGUUAAAGGAUGAUGUCUUCCAGAAAGUGUCUGAAGCCUUAUCCCAGAUUUUUUGGGAAGAAGCUGACAGAAAUUUACAUCCUACUGCUGACGUAAGGCCUGAGAAGAGGAUUGUCAUAUGUCCGGUAACCAACUAUCCCGACAACGGCAAACCUGAAGUAGAGUUUUACCAAGAUUCGGGUGUUGCCGUAUCCGAGGCCGACUUUACUAAUAGAAAAUUAAGGGAAAUUCUGGACUAUUUGGAAAAUCAAUUUGCCAAAAAAGAAAACGACGAUGAUUUAGUUGAUUUAUGCUUUUAUUUUUUGCCUCCAGAUGAGAAGAAAAUUCCAAGUGAUCUUUGGACAACUAUGAAGAAAUUGCAAGAAAAAGUUACUCUUGUUCCACUUCGUACUGCUGCUCCUGAUGAACUUUCAACUACACGUCAGACGUUAUUGCAUUCUCUAAAGCAAAACGACAUUGACAUUUUUAUCUGGAAAGACGACAAAUUAGUGCAAAAAUGGGAUGAAAAAACCGGACGGCACAAGUGGUUCAAGACAGUUUUUACGAGAACCUUGUUGACUGUAGAAGAAUUUGCCGAAUUGGACAUAGAAGCGAUGUUUGAAGAUCUUCGAUUGAUAAGGUCACGUGCCCUUGAAUUCAGAAAAGAGCGCGAGAAGAGGGAAAUUGUUCAACGAAGAAUACGUAGUGUAGAGAGAUUGGUAGAAUUUGUUAGAUCAUUUUUGAUGAUGGUAUUCGUUCUUGGUGUAGCAUACUUUUUCUUCCUUAGUAUGUGGACAUACGGGGAGUUUUCGGUAAUUCCAGAAGACAUCCGAGAAUCGCUUCAAGUCGUAUCGAGUGCAACAUCGAGGUUACAGCAGGACUACUCAUGGCAAUACGCAGAUACGUUUGGCAUUGACGAUUCGCAACACAGUAGAUUGGUGGAAGUGUACCAAGUGUCUCGCUCCCGUUUCGUAAUCGAUACGUACGACCGAAAACAGACAUCACGAGGCGUCACAAGAGCUUACGAAGCAAUCGUAUUGCAUAACGCCAAGGUAUUACGACGUCACGACGUUGCCGGCAUUGGAGACGGUCGGUACAGUUUUGACAUUGACACGAGCGACGCCAUAGGGAGUGUAUAUGUUGCGGUUAGAGAUAAAAACGGAGAAAUCGUGCGAGUGGUACCUUGGUUGAAUCACAAGAUGAUUGAACAAGCACGACAACCCAAUACACCGUCUGCCAGAAAUGCCGACAAUUCUCCACAGAAUUACUAUGGUUACGGUGCUAUGAGUUCUCAAGUUGUUCGACAUGCCCAGCAAAUGUAUUCGAUGUCACUCAGCGUCGGUGGACAACUGGCGGACAAUGCCAAGAACCUAUUUAUCUACACCAAGAAAAAAGCUGACCAUCUGGUGGCCUACAUUACAGAAGAACUUAACGAGUGGGUACCGUACAUCUGGGAUCAGAUUACAUAUUGGGCCAGCUCUGCCAAGGAAAAGGCGAAACGGGGAGCAGGAAAAAUUAAAAGAUAUGUUGCGUCAAAAGCAGAUUUCUAA
Messenger RNA from Paraglomus occultum, 2022 nucleotides. The record is from the annotation of a GenBank genome assembly. Lineage: Eukaryota; Fungi; Glomeromycota; Glomeromycetes; Paraglomerales; Paraglomeraceae.